Syngnathus typhle (broad-nosed pipefish) is the source of this 5553-nucleotide messenger RNA. RefSeq names its product calsyntenin-2-like. Gene Ontology annotation, molecular function: X11-like protein binding; amyloid-beta binding; calcium ion binding. The coding region runs from base 214 to 3018 and encodes 934 amino acids. Lineage: Eukaryota; Metazoa; Chordata; Actinopteri; Syngnathiformes; Syngnathidae. Gene Ontology annotation, biological process: homophilic cell-cell adhesion; positive regulation of synaptic transmission; positive regulation of synapse assembly. The record is from RefSeq and is a predicted model, not a curated record. The transcript is spliced from 17 exons. Gene Ontology annotation, cellular component: cell surface; postsynaptic membrane.
GCUCUCCACUUGCUCGCAAUCCGCCGACGCGCACGGUGCACCGCUUUUGCGUCUUUCCCAACACGCUGUCCCACAUCUAGUCAGCGACGUGUCCCUGCUUUGCUCAGACCGAGUGGGGAGUGAACAACAGCAAGAGUGCGAAAGAGGCAGAAGAGGGCAAAGAGAUAAAUCCAUAAAGGAAAGAAGAAGAGGAAAGAGGUCUCCACCGAGAAGAUGCUGACAGCAGCCGGUGUGUUGGCUGUGGUCGCUCUGGGAUUGAGCGCAGCUCACUCCAAUGUGAAUAAACACAAGCCAUGGAUUGAGACGUCAUACCAUGGGGUAAUCACUGAAAACACUGAUGUUGUUCUGCUUGAUCCUCCUUUGGUGGCUCUGGACAAGGAUGCUCCCAUCCCAUAUGCAGGGGAGAUCUGUGCGUUCAACAUCCAUGGGUUGGAGGCUCCAUUCAAGGCAGUGGUGCUGAACGGUACAUCCGGGGAGGGCCAACUGAGGGCUCGUUCCCUGGUGGACUGCGAACGGCAGAAGGAGUACACCUUCAUCGUUCAAGCUCAUGACUGUGGUUCAGGCCCAGGGGGCACAGAGGGCAAGAAGUCCCACAAGGCGGUGGUCCAUAUUCAAGUCAACGAUGUCAAUGAAUUUGCUCCAGUGUUCCGGCAGCCCGAGUAUCAAGCUGCAGUGACAGAAGGCAAGAUUUAUGACAGCAUCCUCCAAGUGGAAGCCACAGAUCAGGACUGUUCCCCUCAAUACAGCCAAAUUUGUAACUACCAGAUUACUACAACUAACACACCCUUCGCUAUAGACCGCAAUGGUAACAUCCGAAACACAGAGAAGCUGAUCUAUGACCGGAAGCAGCAAUACGAGAUACAUGUGACGGCUUGGGACUGUGGUCAGAAGAGAGCCUUGCACAGCAUCCCUGUGCGAAUUGACGUCAAGCCUGUCUGCAAACCUGGUUGGCAGGGCUGGAAUAAACGAGUUGACUACGAGCCCGGAACAGGAAGCAAACCGCUGUUUCCUCAAAUGCAUCUGGAGACAUGUGGUGGGCUGCUAUCUUCUGCGAGAACUACAGUUGAGCUGCUGACCAAUCACAUUGGAAAGGGAUGUGACCGUGAGACCUACUCUGAGAAGUCCCUACAAAAACUAUGUGGAGCCUCAUCAGGCAGCACUGAUCUUCUGCCUGCCCCCUCCGCUACCACGAACUGGACAGCUUCUCUGAUGACAGACAGUGGGAGAGACAGUGACUUAAUUUUUAGGUUUGAUGGUCACCAGGCAGCUAAAAUACCAGACUUGGUGGUGCCCCAGAACUUGACGGACCAGUUCACGAUAGCAACCUGGAUGAAGCAUGGGCCCAGCCCUGGUAUCAGGGCUGAAAAGGAGACCCUUCUUUGUAAUUCUGACAAGAUAGAGAUGAAUCGCCACCACUACUCCCUGUAUGUCCACAAUUGCCGCCUAGUGUUUCUGCUAAGGAGGGACUUUACUCAGGUGGACACGUUCAGACCUGCCGAGUUCCACUGGAAACUGGAUCAGAUCUGCGACAAGGAAUGGCAUUACUACGUCAUCAACGUGGAGUUUCCAGCGGUGACACUCUACGUGGACGGAGUGACAUAUGAUCCCUAUCUGGUGACAGAUGACUGGCCCAUCCAUCCUUCCCAGAUUGACGUACAACUUACAGUUGGUGCCUGCUGGCAAGGUGGUGAGGUGACCAAGCCAAGGUUUACUCAGUACUUCAGAGGCAGUUUAUCUGGAUUGACCAUCCGACCAGGCAAGAUUGAGAGUCAAAAAGUAAUUUCCUGUCUGCAGGCUUGCAAAGAAGGACUGGACAUCAACUCCCUUGAAAGCUUGGAUAAGAACAUCAAGUUUCACUUUAACCCAGCUCAGUCAAUCCUGGUGAUGGAGGGAGAGGAUUUAGAAAACAUGAAUGUUGCCGUGAGAAAAGUCUCCUACAUAAACUCUCGACAGUUUCCCACUCCAGGAGUGCGACAUCUCCGCAUCUCUACUACUGUCCAGUGUUUUGGUGAAGACACUUGUCUUACCAUCCCUGACAUUGAAGCAGUAGUAAUGGUGCUGCAGCCCAGCAAGCCCAUGAUAACCAUCACCGGAUUAGAAAGACAGAGUUGGCCAGCUUCUGACCUCAGGGGGCCUAAAGGUGUUCGGCUAUUCCAGCAGCUCCACAUCAUCAGCACGGUCAACAGGGGAGAUGCUGCUGCCCAUAACACAGAGCAAAGACAAGGACGCCUGGAGCAGAUCAUUCACAAUUUGGACUACUGCGACGUUCUGGUGUUGGGUGAAGAGUUGAGGCCUGACCAGGAGUCACUCCAGCUGCAGCGCAACAUUCUGCUUGGAAAACACCUAGAUGCCACUAAUUCCACAUCUGGGAUGUCCGUAUAUGGUGUGGAGUCCAUGGCUAAUUAUGAAAACGUGAUCCGAGAAGUGCGUUACUACAACUGGCGACCAACGCAGCUCACAGAGAGAAGGUUCCGUCUUACAUGUUCAGAGCUCAACGGACGCUACACCAGCAAUGAAUUGAACUUGGAGGUGAGCGUACUCCACAGUUCAGAGGUGAAAGAACACGUCAAUCAGAUCGCGCCUUUACCUCAGCACAUGAAAUUAGUUCACCAUCCAGCUAUGAUUGAUGAAAUCUACCCUGCGCAUAGCUCAGGGGUCCCGAGUGCCGUCACAGUGGUCAUUGUGAUGUGUAUCGCCGUCCUGGUGGUGGUAGUGGUGUUAGGCAUCUACCGCAUCCAUCUAACCCACCAGCAAGAAAUCAAGCUGUCUGAGAUGACCAAAGAGGAAAACGGAACCUGGGACGACUCAGCCCUGUCCAUCACCGUCAACCCGAUGGAGAAUCUGCAGGAUCCCCAGGCCACCGAGCAAGAGGUGAGUGAGGAAGAGGAUGAAGACGAAGAAGAGGAGGAUGAUAUCACUAGUGCAGAGUCGGAUGACAGCGAGGAAGAAGUGGACGUCCAACUACCCAGGAUGCAGGGAACGAAGCGUCUGAACUGGGACAAAACAAUAUCUAUUUAAAUUAUCAAUCACAAACAUUCACACGAUCAAUAUGGCUGUAAGAAAACAUCAAAUGAUGAUGGCUGACACACACUAAAACAAUCAGGUAGACGUACAAACUUUGUGGUAUUGAAAAAUGAUGUAAUAUCGCCCCCCACUGGAUUUAACUACACCCGGCCUAACACCUAGCACAUAAUGUAAAAUAGAAAAAUAAAAACAAAUUAAAAUUUGACCAAAAAUUGAAAUACAACUAAAUUUACUGUUAAUAGGUACACUAAAUGUCCUUUCACUACAAAAGUCACACAAUUCAGCAAAGCUUAAUGAAACAAAUUCUGCAAAGAUUUCUGAUACAAAAGAAUGCAAGUGGCUAAAAUUUCUAUUAUUAUUUGGAUUUUUGUACAAUGUGUGAUGUAGCCAUCUUUAUCUCGGCCCUUGCAGCAAAGUCAGGUGAUUUUACUGAAAUGGUAUAUUUUCAAUGGAACUCUAAAAGUAACACACAAAAAAAGAUAGAAAGCUACAGUGCAGUGUCCAGAUGUCAUGUUAAACUCAACAAGGGAUUCAAAUUUUGUGUUUUGGGGUUACACGGCGAAUCCCCAUGGUACGUUUUUAUACACAAUCUUGUAAAUAGAGAGUACAGUACCGUAAGUGAUUUCCCAUCUAAGCCUCUCCAUCCUUACCCCAAUCAUACAGACUGCACCCAGAGACCUUUCUCUCCACUUGUACACAACAAAUAUCAUCUCGCUUCAUUUUCAUAUGCAGAUGUUAGAAUCUUUACUCUGCAGAAAUAGUCAGUGGCGCCGCAGUCCCUUUAUGUACAUGUCAGCUCAGUGUUCAGUUGGGUUUGUUUGUUUGUUUGUUUGUUUGUUUGUUUGUUUGUUUGUUUGUUUGUUUGUUUGUUUGUUUGAGUGUUUGGAUGUGCCAUGGAUGGCUCCAUGGAUACCAGAACUAAGUCCAUGCGGCAAGCUGUACAUAUUUUCAAAAAGAAAGCAGCCUUAUGAGUUGUAAAUGUGCACCGUUAUGGGCAAAACAAUGGCAAAAAGCAGCACACAACACUGCAAACAGUGUUGCGGGAUUUGGCUGACAAUAUGGCUGAAAACACUAAGGUAGGAUUCAAAGAACUUUUUUCAUAUCAACACACAUGAAAUGGCUACAAAGUAGAACCCGAGGUCCCAGAUAUAGACCAAUAAGUACCCAAAAAAUACCUAUUGUAUAAAAGAGAAUAUAGUAGACUUUAUACACACACACACACACACACAUAUACACACACACACAUACAGGACUGUCUCAGAAAACUAGAAUAUUGUGUCCUAUUAAGUCCUUUAUUUUCUGUAAUGCAAUUAAAAAACAAAAAUUACAUUAAUAAAAGGCUUGCAAUAUUUCAGUUAAUUUGUAAUGAAUCCAGAAACAGUGCUAUAUAUAAUAUAUAUUAUAUAUAUAUACACACAACUACUAGGAAAACCAUAUCUUUGUUUUUUUCUUCUUUCCCAAUAUUUCACCAAUGAAGAAAACACCUAUAUUAGUUGAGCACAAGUAGUAAUAUAUAUUUGGGCUAUCCAAUAGGUGCUGCAAUAUAAAAUCUGGUCCACUUUGACAUGCAGUCUAAUGUGUAUUGACACAAUGGAUAGCAAUAGAUAAAAAUGUGUGUCAUAAACUGGAACAAUAAGGAGGGAAAAUAUUGAUCAGCCCGUUGGAAUUUGUGUUCUGCGUGAUGCGGUCAAGGUUGAGGUUAACGACACAUUGAUAGCACUUUAAGGGUGAGCGUUAAAAAGGAAGCCAACCCAACCCAACCCAAUUGUCUUUACAAUAAUACUAUGUUGUAUGCUCCCCUGUUAGUUUAAACACAACUUUUUGAUUACGAUUCCAUUGUGAAAUUUGAAGCUGAACCGUGACAUCUUAGCACCGAGCAAUCGUGAUGUCAUUUUUGGUUGAGUCAGUGGCAAAAUGGAUUUAAGAAAGAAAAUAUAUAUUUUGCUGAUUAAGUCAUAUUUCACAGACACAAUAUUUAUUAUAAUGCUGUGGUGAGCCUCGUACAAGGUGCAUACAACAUUUUUGUGAAGAGAAUUUUGAUGUUGACUUUUGCAUUAAAAAGAAAUUAAACAAUUGGAUAAUCAUGACAUUUGAAUAUAUAAUAAUAAUAAUAAAACAAAGUCCCUUUGAUGGUUUCUUGUUUUAUUUUUCUUAGCUGUAACUCACCAACACAGAGCUGUGUUAAAUGAACACCCUAAAAUGGAAUAUGUGUAUACUGUAGCACUACUAUAUGUUCAUGUAAAAUACAUGUUGUUUAAAGGUUUACCACAUUAGUCUCGUGAGGUCAUCCUUUUCACUACCUUGCUCAUCUGAAACCUUUUGGUGUUUUUUUUCCCAUCAAGCCCUAAUGUUGACCUGAUAUGUGUUUUAGAAGAGGACAAUGCAGUUAACAUGGAAACCUUGUAUAUUGUGUACAACGUUGUUUUAUUUUUAUUUUUUUCUGGACUCUUUUGUCUGUUUUGCUUUGGAAUGGUCAGUCACUACAGCACUUUCUGUAAAUUGACCAAUAAAACCCUGUUUUGGAAUCGA